AUGAGCAAGAAUUCCGUGGAGCAGCGGGAAUCAACCUCGCAAAAGCCCGCCGCCAACACAUGGGCCGGCCGAAUCGAAGGAUGGAUCACGGCCUCCAACUUCAUCAAGUUCGCGGCCCUGGGCGGGCCCCUGACCAUCCUGUUCUUCUUCCUCUGGAUGCCCGCGACCAACAACCUGCCCCCGAUGGCGCCGAGCCUCAGCCCCGAGCGCGUGCGGGCGCACUACAUGUACCACGAGAAGGGCUACAAGGGCGGGCUCGUGCUCAUGACGCUGGCCUCCUUCUUCCAGCCGCUGUACACGGCCGCCGUGGCGGGCCAGAUGAGCCGCAUCCCGGGCGUGCCCAAGACGGCCGUCUACGCGCAGAUGCUCGGCGGCGCCAUGGGCGGGCUCUUCCUCUGCCUGCCGCCCUACCUCUUCGCGGCGACCAUGUACCGGGCCGCGGACCGCGCGCCCGAGCUCACGCAGCUGCUCAACGACCUCAGCUGGAUCGUCUUCGCCAUGCCCUUCCCGGCGCUGCUGUGCCAGGAGUUCGCCUUCUCGUACGCCAUCCUGCUCGACAAGCGGCCGAACCCGCUGUUCCCUAGGUGGGUGGCCUACACGAGCUCGGCGCUGACGCUCGGGUUCUGGCCGGCGACGGGGGUGCACUGCGUCCACAGCGGCGCCGUGGCGUGGAACGGCGGGCUGGCGUUCUGGGUCGCCGGCGUCACGGGCGGAGCGCAGUUCUGCCUGAUCUCGUGGGCUGUCUUCAGAGCGGCCAUGAGGACGGACCUGCCGGGGGAGAACGAGCCGCACCCUGACGACCUCUCGACAACGAUAUCUUAG
This is a messenger RNA of Thyridium curvatum, 822 nucleotides long. RefSeq lists its product as uncharacterized. The record is from RefSeq and is a predicted model, not a curated record. NCBI's taxonomy places the organism in Eukaryota, Fungi, Ascomycota, Sordariomycetes, Thyridiales, Thyridiaceae. The transcript has a single exon. Bases 1 to 822 code for a protein of 273 amino acids.